AUGAAUUCGUCCAAUACCUCAUCGUCGAUGUCGAUGCCCAUGAUGACUCCGUGGCUUCACCUUGGAGGGGGCGAUGCUGUCCUGUUCCAACAGUGGAAGCCUAUCUCGCCGGCCGCGAUUGCGGGCGUGUGCGUUGGCUUGUUGCUCUUUGCCGUGCUUGACCGAUUACUCGCUGCCUUGCGGCGAUUGAUGGAGGGGCAUUGGCAGAAGCGCCGUCUUGCGUUGACGGGAGAAAGGGACGAAUCCGUCGCCACGCCCCUCCUUGACUCUUUCAAGAGCUUGGGGCGCAAAGAUGAGGGCAUAGACCUCCCUCGCCCGCUUGCAAAACAGACGACUAUGACCUCCGCAUCCCGCUUGAUCAUGACAAUGAUUUCGCCUACAGACUUGUAUCGCGGAUUGCUGUAUGGGUUGCAGGCGCUUACGACCUACAUUCUAAUGCUCACUGCGAUGACGUUUCAUGUCGUUUAUAUUGUGUCGAUUCUCGUGGGGCUGAGCUUUGGCGAGAUGCUGUUUGGACGUCUUCGUCCUGAUAUAGCGGUUCAGGCUAACGAUGCUUGUUGCUGA
Molecule: messenger RNA, 564 nt
Organism: Pleurotus ostreatus (oyster mushroom)
Lineage: Eukaryota; Fungi; Basidiomycota; Agaricomycetes; Agaricales; Pleurotaceae
Exons: 3
Coding region: 1-564 (187 amino acids)
Biological process (GO): copper ion transmembrane transport; intracellular copper ion homeostasis
Cellular component (GO): plasma membrane
Molecular function (GO): copper ion transmembrane transporter activity
Source: RefSeq, a predicted model, not a curated record